CCGCAAUAAUCCCACACAGACUGUGGAUCUCUCUUCAUAAUGGGUCUCUCAACGACCCUUUUUUCAGUUUUCGUUGUUGUCGGAUUUUGUGUGCUUCAGAUAGACUGGGCUUCCGGUUUUGUUUGCUAUCAGUGUUCGGACACGGGAGGUAACUCGGAUUGCCGUGAUUACAAAGCUCUGGUCAAGGCGGCGCUCACAAAUGGCAGCCUUAUACGGAACUGCACCAAUGACCUAUACUGCAUGACCGAGAAAUACGUCAAACAAGGCGUCGAUUACAGCUUCAUACGAGGAUGUUCCAACAAUACUGCGGACGAUUUCUCUUUUGGAAAGACAGGGCGCUUGAAAAUGUUGAAACCAGACAAUGUUACCAUUUGUACAUUUGACGUUAAGAGUAUGGGGCAAGAGUGCGUCUCCUUGUGUAACUCCAACUUCUGUAACGGACCCAUAGCAGGAGCAGAACGUUCAUUACUGUCUGGAAAAACUGUGUUUGUUGCCAUGUUAACAUGGUUCAUAUUUCUGCAUGUUUUGCAGUGACUUCCAUUUUGUGUCUCACUGUUAUGUUUGUAAACAAUAUAACUAAAGCCACAUCAACAAUUGAA
Molecule: messenger RNA, 599 nt
Organism: Gigantopelta aegis
Lineage: Eukaryota; Metazoa; Mollusca; Gastropoda; Neomphalida; Peltospiridae
Product: ly6/PLAUR domain-containing protein 1-like
Exons: 3
Coding region: 40-534 (164 amino acids)
Source: RefSeq, a predicted model, not a curated record